CUUCUUCAUACUUCCGGUGGUCUUUCGCUCCCUCACAAGGGAAAGUAACGUAAAAAACCACUUUCCCUCUCUUUGCAUCCAAACGCAUAUAAGAUAAAUGCAAGGGAUGGAGAAGGAUUUCGAACUCGUUGAGGAGUAUUCUCCAUCACCGGUGAUCGGACGAGAGGAUCAUCAGGUUGACGGUGAAUGGCAGACGGUCCGGAGGAAGAAUCGGAGGCGUCAACCUCUGAGAAUCCUUUCGACGCAUGAGAAUUCUUGCGGAACGGAGCAGCAGGAUCGCUUAGUUGCUGAUGCGGUGGUGAUGGAAAGUUCCAGUGGAAAUGAUGUUGAAAUGGACAAAAGGCCGAAGGUCACCGUUGCUGAGGCUUUUCGUAAUAUUAAUGUUACUCAGUUUGCUUCAUUCAUCGCUGAUAUCUCGGGAAUGUAUGAGAGGAUGCAUGAUGUGCAAUUGAUGAGAUUCACCGAUUAUUUCCGUACCGUAUUGGCAAAAGUUAGCCACUCGCAGUUCCCAUGGAUAGAGAUACUCAAGGAUUCUUCUGUAGCCAAAAUGGUCGAUAUUCCUCUUGUUGACAUACCUGAAGAGGUGUACAAGAUAUCAGUGGAUUGGCUCAGCAGUCGUGCUGUUGAUGCGCUUGGUUCUUUUGUUCUGUGGUUAUUGGACAGCAUCGUCGGUGAAUUUGAAAUCCAUCAAGGAGUUGCUAAGGCUACCAAAAAUGCAAUACCAAAAACACCUCCCAAAUGUCAGGUUGUCAUCUUUGUGGUUUUGGCAAUGAUACUUCGAUGCAAACCUGAUUUAUUGAUCAUUUUGUUGCCGAUAAUCAAGGACAGCGAAAAAUAUAAAGGACAUGAUAAGAUUCCUGUCAUGGUGUGGGUGAUCGCUCAGGCCUCUCAAGGGGAUUUGGGGGUGGGACUAUUCUUGUGCGUACACUUUCUCUUCAAUAUGCUUAAAGAUGAAUCAAGUUCCAAUAUGCAGUCCUGGGACUUCAUUUUACAAGUGAUUGAGAGAAUUGUAUCUUCCCCAAAGGCUCGAAUCAUUUUGCUAAAUCGUGCUGUUAGAAAGGGCGAGCGCUUGGUCCCUCCAUCAGCGCUUGAGUUUCUCAUGCGAACCACAUUUUCAGUUCAGUUCAAUGGAACUGAAAGACUUCAAGUUGUAUAUCCUACUUUAAAAGAGGUAGCAAUUGCAGCUCCCUCUGGAAGCAAAACAUUGAAGCAAAUUACGCAGAAGAUAAUGCUCUUUGCUAUUAAAGCUGCCGGAGAAGGUAUCGUCGCUCUAUCACAGGAAGCAGGUGACUUGUGUAUUUGGUGUUUAACUAUGAACCAAGAUUGUUACAAGCAAUGGGAAGAUAUUUAUUUGGAAAAUAUCGAAGGAAGUAUCCUUGUACUAAAAAAACUACUAGAUGGGUGGAAGGCGUUUUCUGUUAAGCAACAUACUCUUCAUCCCUUGAAGGAGAGCAUACAGAGAUUCAGAGUGAAGAAUCAGCAGGCAAUGGCUGGUUGUGAGAAUGCUGCCUAUCAAGCAUCUUUGAGAGUUGCUGAGAAAUACUGCAAGAUGCUAUCAGGAAAAAUAUCACCUGGCCAGAAAUACAUGAGAAUUUUUGUGCUUGCAGGCAUUGCAGGGAUUGUAGUGGGGAUCAAUGCAGCUUUCUUGUUCAAGGACUUGAAGUCUUCCGGUUAGGAGUAAAGUAUAUGAUUGUCACGGUAUGACUCUUGCAUGCUAGUGUUGCUUGUCUGCACCACAAACUAAGUUGCGAAAGGCGGCCAUAAGACAGUGGGUUGAGACGGAAGUUGGUUUUGGAAGAAUAUCCACUAACGCUUGAAGCAAUGUAGGCCGGUAAAUCUUCUCAAGGACGAGGCAAAAUAAUCUAUUGAUUAGCACCAUACAGAUAGCAGCAGCAGCAGGAAGAAAGUUGGGGAAUUCCGGAAAAAACAGAAACAAAAAAGAAUAAAGAGGAAAUGUUUAAGAUGAGUUGGUUACCUUGUUCAUGUAUCAUUUAUGCAAUUAGUCCUGAUGUCGUCUCUUAAGUU
This is a messenger RNA of Sesamum indicum (sesame), 2025 nucleotides long. RefSeq lists its product as uncharacterized. Gene Ontology annotation, cellular component: Golgi apparatus; endoplasmic reticulum. The record is from RefSeq and is a predicted model, not a curated record. Lineage: Eukaryota; Viridiplantae; Streptophyta; Magnoliopsida; Lamiales; Pedaliaceae.